Messenger RNA from Anguilla anguilla (European eel), 7693 nucleotides. It is a transcript of the gene gli1, whose product is annotated as GLI family zinc finger 1. Gene Ontology annotation, biological process: smoothened signaling pathway; regulation of transcription by RNA polymerase II. Bases 411 to 4898 code for a protein of 1495 amino acids. Gene Ontology annotation, cellular component: nucleus. The record is from RefSeq and is a predicted model, not a curated record. The transcript has 13 exons. NCBI's taxonomy places the organism in Eukaryota, Metazoa, Chordata, Actinopteri, Anguilliformes, Anguillidae. Gene Ontology annotation, molecular function: RNA polymerase II cis-regulatory region sequence-specific DNA binding; DNA-binding transcription factor activity, RNA polymerase II-specific.
GCGAGAGAGGUUUUGCAGAGGCUCUACUACUUCGGGCUUACGGGACACGGAUACCGAAUGUCGGCCAGUAUUUUGUCCCAAUCGCUGUUUUUGAAACUUAACUCUGAGGAAACUUUAAGGAACUACCGCAAAAGAGAAAAAGACCCCGACGGACAGACAUAGGGGGAUCGGAAAAAGUGUUGGAUCGCGGAUCGUCUCCAUCUGUAUCUGAGAUUUGUGUGCGUCCGAGAAAGAAAAGGGGGGCUCUAUUGGAAAUUCUCUAACCCCCAGCGGGACGCUCACAGUCGUCUUCUCCAAAGUCCCUCCAAGGAAGCCUGAGUUUGCUGGGAUCAAAUUAAGGCCACCGACUGAUGCCGUUUCAACUUUCCAUGAGAGGGCUUGAAGGUGCUAUCCCAGGGUUCUGAGCGCCAAUGCCAGUGGACAUGCUGCCGCACCAGGGGCUGUUUCAGUAUGAGCCCACACCCAGCCACCCAUCCAGAGGCCUGACCCCUUCCGCAAGUUCGGCGUAUAUUGAUGCCUCUUCGCUCCGCCCCCGACCCCCAAACGGCCAAUCCCCCGACGGCAGAGCCAUGUACAACCCCCUGACCCCCAACAUGACCCCCGGCCCCUGCAUGGACCCUUACAUGCGGCCCCCCCACGGCGGCCAUCCCCCGCACGGCAUGCUGGGACAUCGGGGUCUGCCCCCGGCCGAGGCAGGGGGUCAUGGCUCCGCCUACUGCAGCCAGAACAGCCUGAUGUCAUCGCAGCACUUCCCCAUGGGCCCGCCCAGCAUGGAUCACACUGCAGUAGGAGACGGUUCGCGGUUCUCCACCCCCCGCUCCAUGCUGAAGCUGAGUAAGAAGCGGGCUCUGUCCAUCUCCCCGCUCUCCGACGCCAGCGUGGACCUGCAGACAGUCAUACGCACCUCCCCCAACUCCCUGGUGGCCUUCGCCAACUCCCGCUGCGGACCCAACAGCGCCGGCUCCUACGGGCACCUGUCUGUCAGCGGCAUGAGCCCCUCAAUGGGAUACUCCAGCUACCAGUCCAGGCCCCAGGGCAACAUGUACGGUGCUGGGACACCCCUGGUACACCCCCCUGGACCCUGCCAACCGCCCCGCAUGCUGUCCCACAACCCCCGGCUCCACGUCCCUCCCAAACACUGCCAUCAGAUGAAGACAGAGCCGGUCCUGGGCAGCGUGAUGGAUGCUCUGGCCGUUAAGGGUUUGGAGGACAGGUCAGAGGGGGACGUGGCCAGCCCCUCCUCCACUGGGACACAGGAUCCUCUCUUGGGGCUGCUGGAGGGGAGAGAGGACCUGGACAAAGAGGACGGGAAACCGGAGCCAGAGGCCAUCUACGAGACCAAUUGCCACUGGGAGAACUGCAGCAAGGAGUUUGACACACAGGAACACCUCGUGCAUCACAUCAACAACGAGCACAUCCACGGGGAGAAGAAGGAGUUUGUGUGCCACUGGCAGGACUGCUCGCGGGAGCAGCGCCCCUUCAAGGCGCAGUACAUGCUGGUGGUGCACAUGCGCCGCCACACCGGCGAGAAGCCGCACAAGUGCACUUUUGAAGGCUGUAACAAGGCGUACUCUCGGCUGGAGAACCUGAAGACUCACCUGCGCUCCCACACCGGGGAGAAGCCCUACGUCUGCGAGCACGAGGGCUGCAACAAGGCCUUCUCCAACGCCUCCGACCGCGCCAAGCACCAGAACCGCACACACUCCAACGAGAAACCCUACGUGUGUAAGAUCCCGGGCUGCACCAAGCGCUACACGGACCCCAGCUCCCUGCGCAAGCACGUGAAAACCGUGCACGGGCCUGAGGCACACAUCACCAAGAAGCACCGCGGCGACGCCGGGCCCCGCCCCCCCGGCUCACUGCUGCCCCCGCCAGGGCAGGGCCUGGAACUGCUCCCGGAGAAGGAGGAGAGCCGCCGAGAGGACUGCAAACUGCUGGCGCCAGAGAGCAGCCUGAAAUCCCAGCCCAGCCCUGGCGGCCAGUCUUCCUGCAGUAGCGAACGCUCGCCACUGGGGAGCGCUAACAACAACGACAGUGGGGUGGAGAUGAACGCCAAUGCGGCGGGCAGCCUGGAGGAUCUGACGGCGCUGGAGGACGGGGGUGGGGCGGGCGGGGGCGAGGGCGGGGCUCUGGCAUUGGGCGUGUCUGCUCAGGCCCUGAAGAGGCUGGAGAACCUCAAGAUCGACAAGCUGAAGCAGGUCCGCCGGCCCACGCCGCCCGGUCGCCCCGUCGCCAUGGGCAACAGCAAACUGCCAGCGCUAACAGCUCCAGGAGAUGUACUGGGCAUGUGCGCGCCCUCCCCUGUGCUGUCCAACCGCCGUGUGCUGGAGCUGUCCAAUCUGGAGCUGGGGGGCGGCUCGGGGGGCGUGGCCUGCUCCGGCCCCAACGACCGGCGGGGCAGCAGCACCAGCAGCCUCAGCUCCGCCUACACUGUGAGCCGCCGGUCCUCCAUGGUCUCCUCCUACCUGUCCAGCCGCCGUUCCAGCGAGGUGUCCCAAGUUGGGGGAGUGGGGGGCCACCCCCAGAACAUUCCAGGCCAGGAUCCCGCGGGACACCCCCUCUCCCCAGAGAGCGGCCGCCUGCCGGGCCUCCCCAGCCUGACACCGGCCCAGCAGUACAGCCUGAAGGCCAAAUACGCGGCCGCCACCGGGGGGCCCCCUCCCACACCCCUGCCCAACAUGGAGUCCCAGGGGACUCCCCGGCGGAUGGGAGGGGGGUUCCCCAGCGAGUACCAGCCGCUGCCCCCCCCGUUCCAGCUCCAGGGCGGCUCAGCCCGCCGCCACAGCGCCAACACCGAGUACGGGACAGGGGUCCUGUACCCCCACCAGGCGCCCGGGAACGGAGUCCGGCGGGCCAGCGACCCCGCGGCGCGCUCAGGGGCGGAGCCUCAGCCGCUUCCCAGGGUGCAGCGCUUCGGGAGCCUGGGGAACGUGGCGCUGCAGGCGGGGGGAGGGCGGCGGAACGCGCUGGCGCACUGCGGUUCUGACUCCGUCCUGGCCGCGGGCCGCCACGCCUACCCGCCACGCCCUCCCAGCAUCACCGAGAACGUGGCGAUGGAGGCCGCUGGGGCGGAGCCUGGCGGGGGGGACAGCCUCAUGAUGGCGCCACCCGGCGGUCACAGGGGGUACGGCAGGUUCCAGAACCAACACACCCACCCUGCCCACCACCAGGGGGCGCCCUCCCAGCUCUCCCCGGCCCACGACCGGCUGGGCUACCCCGAGCAGGCCUACUUCGGCGGGGACAUAGGGGCGGAAGAGGGCAUGUCGUCGGGCACCAGCCUGCUCCAGCAGGCCGAAUACGGCAUGAGCGCCUGUCAGCUCAGCCCCUCCGGCCCCCAGUACCCCUCGACCCUCGGGCAAGUGGCCGGGGAGGCUGGGGUGGGGCUGGGGCCCUGGGGAGGACACGUCCAGAUGCAGCCCAUGGCCACGGGGCCACAGGACGGGGUGCAUUACCCGAGCCAGCAGGGCCUGUUCCCAGGGAACCCCCAGAAGCUGGUCAUAAAGCCAGAGCAGCAGUACCACCCAGCCCUGGGGGCUCCCAACCAGUGCCAGAACAUGAAGCAGCACCUGACUCUGCCUGGAUACGGCCAGCAACCCAUGCCCCGCCCCGCCAACUCCAGCUGUGACUUCCAGGGCCAGGGUCGGAUGGAGGCCCAGCAGCACAGCUCCUUCCAGGGCCAGGGCCGGAUGGAGGCCCAGCAGCACAGCUCCUUCCAGGGCCAGGGUCGGAUGGAGACCCAACAGCACAGCUCCUUCCAGGGCCAGGGCCAGGGUCGGAUGGAGGCCCAACAGCACAGCUUGUUCCAGGGCCAGGGUCAGAUGGAGGCCCAGCAACACAGCUCCUUCCAGGGCCAGGGCCAGGGUCAGAUGGAGCCCCAGCAGCAGAGCUUGUUCCAGGGCUGUGAUGGGCGCAGGUCCCACACACCCAUGAUGCAGGUGAAGGAGAUGAUGGUGCGCAACUACGUGCAGUCCCAGCAGGCCCUCCUGUGGGAGCAGCAGCAGAGGGGACCGCUCGACGGGGGCAUGGGCGGGAAGGUGGGUGGGGCUCAGGGCCAGGAGAUGAGCAGGCAGGGUUCCGCCAUGCAGCAACAGCAAGAGGACAGCCCCCAUCACCACCAGCACCACCAGCAGCAUCACCACCAGCACCACCCAUCCCAGAAUCUCUACAGCGGGGGGAAUGGCUACCAGGGCUACCCCGCCCAAAACCUCAUGAGCCCGCCUGCGGGGCAGCCCAAAGACCAGCUCAUGGGCCUGCCAGGGUCCUGCUACGACCUGGACAUGGUGGUCCCCAGACCCCCGCAGGGCCGAAAGCCCCCAAGCCGCCAGAACAGCCUGUCCCAGCAGCAGGGCGGGGGGUACCUGUCCAGCCCCCCCCACGUCAGCCCGAGCCACUCCUCCACCAGCCCCCGCAGAGGCGUGCGCCUGCCCCCCGUCCCACAGCAGCCGCUGCAGCCACACCCGGACGCCAUGCCGGACCCCAAUGCCGCCAUGUUCUACUCAGGCCAGAUCCACAUGCACCCGGACCUGGACAAGCAGCUCCACCACCAGGGGACCGGUCCCUGCCUCAACCACAUGGGGGUGCUGGAGGGCAAGUCGGCCUCGCUGGCCUACCCACCUGACCCCACCCCCAUUGCCAAUGCUCUGGACAACCUGGACCUGGACAGCGCUCAGAUCGACUUUGCCGCCAUCGUGGACGACCCCGAGGACUCCUCCCCCUUCGGGCCCCUGCAGGGGGGCCCACAGCACCCCUCCUCCUCCCAGACCUCCUCCCGCCUCACCACACCCCAGACCUCCCUCUCCCUCCCCCCGGGGGGUCUCUCCAACAUGGCUGUCGGAGAUAUGACCUCCAUGCUCACUUCCCUGGCAGGAGAAAACAAGUAUCUCAACACGCUCUCCUAGAAGAGGACUGUCUAUUAGCAGAUAGGUUUUUUUAUGAAGCCAGAUAUGGACGGAGUUCCAUAUGCUAUCACCCGUCAUUGUGUUUCUAUCAUGGAGAAGACAAGCUUUUGAUUGGUUCACCCUCGUGAUUGACUGGUCAUUGUGGCUCCAUUCAUUAUUGUAUGAAUGAAUCCUCACUCUCCCAUCACGAGUGACACCAGCAACCCCCGCCCCCUUCUGUCUCAUCCAAUCAGGACAGACAGACAGACUGACAGACAGACAGGAGUUUUAAAAACCUGAUGCCUUCUCAGCCAAACCAAAGGGUGCCUCUGGAACAUUUUCUUACACUGGGGGGGGGGGGGGGGGGUCAGACAGUGUUUGUCAGUAGCAUUCCCCCAACAGAACAGUUUUCCCUGCUUGGAUUUCUGGGAUACACCUGUUACCUGCAGAACGAACGCACCAUGGCAACAGUGGUACUGAAAGUUUACAUUAGAUGUAAAUAAGGCCAAGGCUUAUAUAUGCUGUGUAUAUGGUGAUACUGACUGAGAAGAGAGUAGCUGCUUGGUGAGUUACAUGUACUGUGUGUCUGAAGGGCUACUGGACUUUCAAACGGCUCACAGCCUAACAAAAGAACCACAAAGGAUUUGGUGAGGAGCGGGCUGUGAGCCCAAAAGCUGCAGAACCAGAACCAGAAUUUUUUACUCUCUUACAUAACCCAAGGGCGUAAUCCUGACGGAAACAUACUGAACAGCACAGUGUUUUUAUUUUAGAUAGAGCUACGCUGGACUUUGAAUGUUUGAAAUCCCGAGCUAUAAGCAAAAGGGUAUGUUCUACAGCCAAGGAGGGGGUUCCUCGUUCCCCGUUCCCCGCUCCCCAUUAAGUGCCUUUCCCUGGGGGGGGUGCCGUUUGCGGCCCCCGUCCUGAACGGCCGCAGACGCUGCAGGUAGGGGGCGGGGCCAAAGGACCCGAGGGAGUUUGAUGGACAGCGGUACAGAACCAGGCCCGUUUCCCACUCUGGUUAAAGACGGCAGUAUUUCCUGUGCUCGAUCGACUUUGUCCUCAACAAAAACAUGCAGCCUACAGUGCAAGGGACAGUUUGUACUGAACAUUGCAGUAGUAUUAAGACUCUUCAGUCGUUCAGAAGGUAUAAAAUCUCCUGGUGUGGAGGUGCUGUCUGUUUGGUACCAGCGCAGGGCUGCACAAAGAGGGCCUGCUUGUGGGUUCCCUGGCUGUUUCGGCUCUUUAUAGUUUUGUUAGCCCAAUCGUUCAUUGGAUCAUACAUUUCCUCUGAAGCCCUGGGCGCCAGAAUUCAUACGUGUCCGAUGUAGGACCGAUCUGAACGCCGCUUCAAAAAUUAAACCAAAUGUUUUUGGUUGGAAGAAAAUCCGUGACCAGAGCUGCUGUGCCCUGCUGGAAUGACUCGAGGAAGCUGGUGGCCCCAAGGUCCCGCUCUGCUCCAGGGUCUCUGGGGCCGGUGGCCUGUAGGUCCCGCUCUGCUCCAGGGUCUCUGGGGCCGGUGGCCUGAAGGUCCUGCUCUGCUCCAGGGUCUCUGGGGCCGGUGGCCUGAAGGUCGUGCCCUGCUCCAGGGUCUCUGGGGCCGGUGGCCUGAAGGUCCCGCUCUGCUCCAGGGUCUCUGGGGGCGGUGGCCUGAAGGUCGCGCUCCGCUCCAGGGUCUCUGGGGCCGGUGGCCUGAAGGUCGCGCUCCGCUCCAGGGUCUCUGGGGCCGGUGGCCUGAAGGUCGUGCCCUGCUCCAGGGUCUCUGGGGCCGGUGGCCUGAAGGUCCUGCUCUGCUCCAGGGUCUCUGGGGCCGGUGGCCUGAAGGUCGUGCCCUGCUCCAGGGUCUCUGGGGCCGGUGACCUGAAGGUCCUGCUCUGCUCCAGGGUCUCUGGGGCCGGUGGCCUGAAGGUCCUGCUCUGCUCCGCGGUCCCUGGGGCCAGUCCUGGAGAGUCAGGUCUCCACUCGCCAGCAGUGGCAGAGUGCAUUGUGGGCCUGUGGAGCACAGCAGCGGCGGGCUGUGACGGGCGGCCUUACAGGGGGGGACUCAGGCGUCGCUCCAGGAGGGGAGUGUUUCGGCUGGCUGGGGCGGCAGGGCCUCAGCACUCACUGGUGACCCCUGCUGGUCGACCGGGCGCCUGCCUGUUCAGCUGCACGCACAGUGCCUUCUCCUGUCUUCGUGAGCCCGACUGCAGCGGGAUAGGAAGAAGAGGCCGACAGAGCGCGCUUCGUCUCCACGAUAAGCGCCUGUCGCGGCUCGCAGCGCUGAUGAAUAUGAUCAGGCAUUACAAAUCGAGAGAGAAGAGGGGGAAAUGCGUGAAAAAAAGACAUGUGCAGGAAACUAGUGGAAAGUUGGGCCGCAGCCGGGCAGCUCACCCCUUCAGUUUUUUUAUUGUCUUCAAUUAGUUCAAAACCCACCGUAAGCAGAAUGCAGCCCCUACCAUUAACUCUUUGAAGAGUUAGCAUUUUGGAAUGUCUUUCCAACAUUCUAAGUCAGUGUUCUAGAACUCUGCUGCAUUCAGUUGCCAGUAGCGAUUGUUACAUCAGCAUUAGAAUGUUCCGCUCAGAACAUUCUUAUCGCAUAUUUGUGAUGUCACACCUUAAAGGGCUGAAGACAAUGCCUCCAGACCCUCUCUGACAAUAACAGCCUGUAUCCCCGGCUGUUGCUCAUAUGUUUGUUUUUUUAUGUGAAUUGGGUAGGAGCUCAUCUGAUUCCCCUCAGUCUCCUAAGCUUGGCCAACCAAAGAUUAUUUGAAUUGACAAUAAAACAUAAGACAAAACGAUGCACAUAAAAUAUAAAUUUACAACAACAAAAAAAAAAA